AAAUCCAACACCAACACACGAGACGGGGACGCCACGCCCGCGCCUCACACGGCAACGGACGGGACGCACCACCAGUCCACCGCCACCCCAUCCAAUCCCAUCCCCACAACCGGGUGCCGCCGCCUUCUAUGGCGGACUUCGGCGACGAGCUCUUUCUCGACGUCGGGGACGAUGGUUUCGGAGACCUCUCCUACGUCUCCUUCUCCGAGUCCAUCGAGUUGGAUCUCGCCUGCCCACGCGACGUCUUUUCCGCGGGGUUUGAUCCCGAAACCCUAACCCACAUCCCGGGGUCCCCAAUCUCCUUCGACUCCGACCCCGACCUCCGCCACCUCUCUCCCUCGCUGACCUGCUCCCCGCCCUUCUGGGGCUGCCUCGAUGACGCCGCUAGCUUCGAGUGGGAGGAGAUCGCGGACGCUGCCCUCGGCGUCGGCGGUGGCGCUGGCGGCGCCGGAGGGGGAGGACAAGGACUAGAAGGAGACGCCGAUGCCGACGCCGACGUGUUCGGGUUCCUCGACGAGCGGGAGAUGCUGGGCGUGAUGGAGGGCAUCGACAGCGGUGACGACGACUCGAUCUUCUCCGAUGAGCCUCCGUUUGACUUCGGCGAUGGCGACACGGAGCUUGAAGGCAUCUUCCGGAGCGGUGUCGGGUGGGAGCUGCUCCCGGUGCCUCUGGACGAGGACGAGUUCGAGGUGCUGCCGGGGCACGUCGUGGAAGUGGGCGGCGCCCCGCCGGCGGCGCUUGCAGUGGUGGAGCGGCUCCAGGUGGUGGCCGUCAGAGGCGAGGAGGUUGUGCAGGAGUGCGCUGUUUGCAAGGAAGGGAUGGAACAGGGGGAGCUCACCACUGGGCUGCCGUGUGGGCAUUUCUACCACGGGGCGUGCAUUGGUCCAUGGCUUGCCAUCCGGAACACGUGCCCGGUGUGCCGGUAUGAGCUGCCUACUGAUGACCCUGAGUAUGAGAAGCGGAGGACGAGGCGCCAUUCUGCUGGUGGUUCAACACCACAGUUGGGUGCACCGAUGCAGGUUUGAGCUAGGGCUGAUUGGUGCUAUGUCUUGGAUGCAAUUCCAUCAUUCCACGGAAGUUAGAAACCUCACUCAUUGAAUUGGCGCUAGGAUGUUUACAUGCCAGUAGAAUUAUACUUCUAUGAUCUUGAUUUUUUCAGGAUUUAGCUUUUGUGCUCGAGAGUUGAAUGGUAAGAACAAUUAUCUUAACAAUUUGUACAUACAUCUUGUUUCAAUCAAAUUCUUCCUUGCUUUUCA
Molecule: messenger RNA, 1256 nt
Organism: Zea mays
Lineage: Eukaryota; Viridiplantae; Streptophyta; Magnoliopsida; Poales; Poaceae
Exons: 1
Coding region: 129-1025 (298 amino acids)
Biological process (GO): protein ubiquitination
Cellular component (GO): cytoplasm
Molecular function (GO): ubiquitin protein ligase activity
Source: RefSeq, marked validated